AUCACAUGACUAGUCUACCUAACAUUAGGCUAGCUAUUCAAUCACCUUUGCAUUAACACCCUUGGUGGCUAGUUUUCCCAUACCCAAAUUAGCUGUUCAGCAAGGGAACAUGAAGACUUCUCGGCUGUGCGUGGCCUUCAUUCCGUUUUUAUGUUAUGGGGCAAUGGGAAGUAAAUAUUCCAGGGAAAUGAAUGAGCACGAGCCGCCUGCUGAAGAGAAAAAGACGGUAGAGUUCAGAAUUGCCAAACUGAACCAGGUGUGGGAGAAAGCGCUCAGGAUGCAGCUGCCUCCAGUGAGGUUGGCAGAGCUCCACAGCGACCUGAAGAUCCAAGAGAAGGAUGAGCUCCAGUGGAAGAAGCUGAAGGCAGAGGGUAUGGAUGAGAAUGGAGAAAAGGAAGCCAAGCUCAGGCGGAGCUUCAGUGUCAUUCUUGCCAAAUAUGGAAUGGAUGGGAAGAAGGACACCAGGCAUUUGGAAAGCAACAGUCUGAAAGACCAUGAGAGACAGGAAGGGGAUACCUUUGAUGAUCCCCGACUGGACAAACUCUGGAACAAGGCUAAGACAUCUGGAAAGUUCACUGAGGAGGAGCUAAUAAGUCUGCGGCGGGAGUUUCAACACCACAAGGACAAGAUCCAUGAGUAUAACAUUGUAAUGGACACCAUCAGCAGGACAGAAGAAAUCCACAAGAAUGUCAUCUCUCCUUCGGAGGGGGACAACAAGGAGAACGUCCUCCACCAGAAGCACAUGGACUUGAAGGAGAAGAUGCGAAGUCUCAACCAGGGCUUUGAGCGCUUGCGCAAGCUGAGCCAUGAAGGUUACAGUGAAGACAGUGAGUUUAAGGAGCCAAGAGUCAUCGAGCUGUGGGAUAUGGCCAAGCAGGCGAACCUCAGUGACGAUGAGCUGGAAUCACUCAAGGAAGAGCUGAAGCACUUUGAGACCAAGGUGGAGAAACACCAGCACUACCAGGAGCAGCUGGAGCUGUCCCAUCAGAAGCUGAAGCACGUGGAGUCCUUGGGGGACAAGGAGCACAUCCUGAGGAACAGGGAGAAGUACAACAACCUGGCAGAGAAGACCAGGGAGAUGGGCUACAAGAUGAAGAAGCACAUGCAGGACCUGACCAGUAAGAUCAUGCGCAAUGGACUCCAUCACAAUGAACUCUGAAGUCAGAGCUGACCACCUGCCAGUUUUUUGGCAUCUUAUAAAGAAAUAGUUAUAGAACAAUUCCCUUUCAACACUUUAUGGUCCAGUAUACUGUCAUUAAGGAGUCAGUGUGAUGUGUUUUUAUGUAUUUGAUUUAAAGCAGUUGUUGGAUUCUCUAGGAUGUAGAAAUCAGUGGCUGCGGAAAAUCAAAUCACAGAGCUGGAAACUACUGUUUAUUUGAAGAUCCUGGCACGCAAGCAUAUGUUUUAUUAUUAAUGCUUCCCUUGCCUAUUAACUUUGAUUACUUGUGCAUCACAUGAGUAUUAAUGUGUAGAAGACAGAUCAGUGUGCUUGGAAGCUGGAUGGAUGGGAAUAAGUCGUCGCCCUGCACAGUGGACCGUUUUUCACAAAAGCAGCUGCAGUAACGGAAGUGCUCUGUCGCAGACUGGAGUUUUCAGGGGAUCAUCCAGCAGCUGAAGUCAGGUCAGCUGCCACAUUUGGCUAUUCCCUCCUCAUGUGCACUUAAUGUAAAUCAUUUAUUACUGCUCCUAUAACAGCCGUAAUUAAGGUAUUCAGUUCCACUGAGCUUAGGAUGAGCGUCGCACACCUUUAGGUGCAAAUAUUGAACACUUGUAGACAUGCAGAGUCAAUUCAUUCAGUUGCAUCAACAGAUUUUCUUUAAUCUGCCCUUUAAAAAUGUGACACUGUUUGUAGGGUCUGGUUUUUAUAAAAUGCAUCAAAAUAUAGCUUUCAUGUAAUACCUCAUGCAGUACCUUCAAUAAAAUGUUUACCCCCGACAGUACACUGAGAACCUUAAUUUAAAUACCUGUCUGAACUGUUCCAAAAAAAUGCAAUUGGUCAGCAAAAUUGUAGGCAAAGAUAGGGCUGCAUUGUGACUUAUUAGUUCAGGAGAUCAAAAGUAAAGUUUUAAACUUGUAUAUGAUCUUUAUUACAAAGUUCCAAGAAAACAGAUCCAUUCCACUGUUUACAUAAAAUCCUUGUAUGUACAAAUUAAAGGAACACACAUCACUUACAGCACAGAAGAUUAUUUACAGGGCAUCUAAACAGCCAGAACAAGAGCUGGGAAAGCACUAGCUGUUUUUCUGUGCUUGCAUGUAAAUGAGCUCACAAAUUUUUUUUUUUUCCUGUUGGUUUAAAAAAUAUAUAAAACCAACUAUAUACUAAAUACUCAAAUUAACCUUGACCCUAUCUAUGUGUAUUGUUACACACUUCCAUGCUUCCUGCAAAACAGAACAAAAAGAGGCUUGAACCUAGUUUCAUGAAAUCUAAUUUCUAAAAUCG
Scleropages formosus (Asian bonytongue) is the source of this 2440-nucleotide messenger RNA. It is a transcript of the gene lrpap1, whose product is annotated as low density lipoprotein receptor-related protein associated protein 1. Gene Ontology annotation, molecular function: very-low-density lipoprotein particle receptor binding; low-density lipoprotein particle receptor binding; receptor antagonist activity. Gene Ontology annotation, cellular component: cis-Golgi network; plasma membrane; endoplasmic reticulum-Golgi intermediate compartment. Gene Ontology annotation, biological process: negative regulation of very-low-density lipoprotein particle clearance; negative regulation of receptor internalization. Lineage: Eukaryota; Metazoa; Chordata; Actinopteri; Osteoglossiformes; Osteoglossidae. The record is from RefSeq and is a predicted model, not a curated record. The coding region runs from base 110 to 1159 and encodes 349 amino acids. The transcript has 8 exons.